CCCCCCGGCCGGCGCUGCCCUAUAAAAGGGGGGCGGUUGACGUCAGCGUUCUCUUCCGCCCGCUCUGCGCUCGCCAGCGAGACAGGGCCGCCGCUGCCGCCAUUGCUGUACCCCCCCGCCCCGGAGAAUCCACCUCCAUCCGCCACCAUGGUGAACUUCACGGUAGAUCAGAUACGGGCCAUCAUGGACAAAAAGGCCAACAUCAGGAACAUGUCAGUGAUCGCCCACGUUGAUCACGGCAAGUCGACCCUGACUGAUUCUCUGGUAUGCAAAGCUGGAAUCAUCGCCUCUGCCCGCGCGGGGGAGACCCGUUUCACUGACACCAGGAAGGACGAGCAGGAACGGUGCAUCACCAUCAAAUCUACAGCUAUUUCUCUGUUCUACGAGCUCUCUGAAAACGAUCUGGCGUUCAUCAAGCAGAGCAAGGAUGGUUCUGGUUUCUUGAUCAACCUGAUCGACUCUCCUGGGCACGUGGAUUUCUCCUCGGAGGUCACUGCUGCUCUGCGGGUCACUGAUGGCGCCCUGGUUGUUGUCGACUGCGUCUCUGGUGUGUGUGUGCAGACAGAGACUGUGCUGCGUCAGGCCAUCGCCGAGAGGAUCAAACCCGUCCUGAUGAUGAACAAGAUGGACCGGGCGCUGCUGGAGCUGCAGCUGGAUCCUGAGGAGCUGUACCAGACCUUCCAGAGGAUCGUGGAGAAUGUGAACGUCAUCAUCUCCACCUACGGGGAAGGAGAAAGCGGCCCUAUGGGGAACAUCAUGAUCGAUCCCGUGCUUGGUACAGUUGGCUUUGGUUCUGGCCUGCAUGGCUGGGCUUUCACUUUGAAACAGUUUGCUGAAAUGUACGUUGCAAAGUUUGCUGCUAAGGGUGAUGCCCAGAUGAAUCCAUCUGAGCGUGCCAAGAAAGUAGAAGACAUGAUGAAGAAGCUGUGGGGAGACAGGUAUUUUGAUCCUGCUACUGGCAAGUUCAGCAAAUCUGCUACUGGCCCUGAUGGAAAGAAACUGCCUAGGACCUUCUGCCAGCUCAUCCUUGAUCCCAUCUUCAAGGUGUUCGAUGCAAUCAUGACCUUCAAGAAAGAUGAGGCAGCCAAACUGAUUGAGAAACUUGACAUCAAGCUUGACAGCGAAGAUAAGGACAAGGAGGGCAAACCCCUGCUGAAGGCUGUGAUGAGGCGGUGGCUGCCUGCCGGAGACGCCCUGCUGCAGAUGAUCACCAUCCACCUGCCUUCUCCGGUCACGGCCCAGAAGUACCGCUGUGAGCUGCUCUACGAGGGGCCCCCCGACGACGAGGCUGCCAUAGGUAUUAAGAACUGUGAUCCCAAGGGCCCCCUGAUGAUGUACAUUUCUAAAAUGGUGCCAACCUCCGACAAGGGCCGUUUCUAUGCUUUUGGUCGUGUUUUCUCUGGUCUUGUAUCGACUGGCUUGAAGGUCAGGAUCAUGGGACCCAACUACACGCCUGGCAAGAAGGAGGAUCUGUACCUGAAGCCAAUCCAAAGGACCAUCCUCAUGAUGGGCCGCUAUGUGGAGCCCAUUGAGGACGUGCCUUGUGGAAACAUUGUGGGGCUGGUUGGUGUCGAUCAGUUCCUGGUGAAGACUGGAACCAUCACCACCUUCGAGCACGCUCACAACAUGCGGGUGAUGAAGUUCAGCGUCAGCCCUGUGGUGCGAGUGGCCGUGGAAGCCAAGAACCCUGCAGACCUGCCCAAACUGGUGGAGGGGCUGAAACGCCUCGCCAAGUCUGACCCUAUGGUGCAGUGCAUCAUUGAGGAGUCAGGAGAGCACAUCAUUGCUGGCGCAGGGGAGCUGCACUUGGAAAUCUGCCUGAAGGAUCUGGAGGAGGACCACGCUUGCAUUCCUAUCAAGAAAUCGGAUCCCGUCGUGUCUUACCGUGAGACGGUCAGCGAGGAAUCCAACGUGAUGUGCCUUUCCAAGUCCCCCAACAAACACAACAGGCUGUACAUGAAGGCCCGGCCCUUCCCUGACGGUUUGGCUGAGGACAUCGACAAGGGCGAGGUCUCUGCUCGCCAGGAGCUGAAGCAAAGAGCUCGUUACCUGGCUGAGAAGUACGAGUGGGACGUCACCGAAGCCAGGAAGAUCUGGUGCUUCGGUCCUGACGGCACCGGGCCCAACAUCCUGACCGACAUCACCAAGGGAGUGCAGUACCUGAACGAGAUCAAGGACAGCGUGGUGGCUGGCUUCCAGUGGGCCACCAAGGAGGGCGUCCUGUGUGAGGAGAACAUGCGCGGCGUCCGCUUCGAUGUGCACGAUGUGACCCUGCACGCCGAUGCCAUCCACCGCGGGGGCGGCCAGAUCAUUCCCACUGCCAGGAGGUGCCUGUAUGCCUGCGUGCUCACCGCCCAGCCCAGGCUCAUGGAGCCCAUCUACCUUGUGGAAAUCCAGUGCCCAGAGCAGGUGGUCGGUGGCAUCUACGGUGUGCUGAACAGGAAGCGUGGCCACGUCUUUGAGGAGUCCCAGGUGGCUGGCACCCCCAUGUUUGUGGUCAAGGCCUAUCUGCCUGUCAACGAGUCCUUUGGUUUCACAGCUGACCUGAGGUCCAACACAGGCGGCCAGGCUUUCCCCCAGUGCGUGUUUGACCACUGGCAGAUCCUGCCUGGGGAUCCCUUCGACAGCACCAGCCGCCCCUCGCAGGUGGUGGCUGAGACCCGCAAACGUAAGGGGCUGAAGGAGGGCAUCCCAGCCCUGGACAACUUCCUGGACAAGUUGUAAAGGCUGCGCACCCACCGUUGCUGGUGUGGGACUCAGACAAACUAACUAGUGUAACAGCGGGCAGAGGGUAGAACUGCAGCACCCAUCUCUUUGCAUUGUACUUAAUCAGUUCCAUAGCGAUUGGAGACUUUAAAAAAAAACAAAAAGGAAACAAAAAAAAAAGCAUUGAUAUUCAGCCUUA
Molecule: messenger RNA, 2905 nt
Organism: Lagopus leucura (white-tailed ptarmigan)
Lineage: Eukaryota; Metazoa; Chordata; Aves; Galliformes; Phasianidae
Gene: EEF2
Product: eukaryotic translation elongation factor 2
Exons: 15
Coding region: 148-2724 (858 amino acids)
Biological process (GO): translational elongation
Cellular component (GO): ribonucleoprotein complex; cytosol
Molecular function (GO): GTP binding; ribosome binding; GTPase activity
Source: RefSeq, a predicted model, not a curated record